Messenger RNA from Pungitius pungitius (ninespine stickleback), 780 nucleotides. RefSeq names its product ADP-ribosylation factor-like protein 6. NCBI's taxonomy places the organism in Eukaryota, Metazoa, Chordata, Actinopteri, Perciformes, Gasterosteidae. The record is from RefSeq and is a predicted model, not a curated record. Gene Ontology annotation, molecular function: GTP binding; GTPase activity. The transcript has 7 exons. Bases 139 to 780 code for a protein of 213 amino acids. Gene Ontology annotation, cellular component: axoneme; cytoplasm. Gene Ontology annotation, biological process: protein localization to cilium; cilium assembly; vesicle-mediated transport.
CAGUCUAAACACGGCUGUCUUCAUCCCUGUUGUUGUUUCAUAUUCAGUAUAUUUGAUCUACUGUACUCCGGCUCUCUAUGGGGUGACGCGUUAAAAAAAAAAAGAUCCAAUGGUAUAGCAUCUGAGCAUCGAGUCUAAAUGGGGCUGCUGGAUAAACUGUCGGGCUGGCUCGGCCUGAGGAAGAAAGAGGUCAACGUUCUGUGUUUGGGACUCGACAACAGCGGGAAAACGACCAUCAUCAACCAACUCAAACCCUCCUCUCAUUUGAAUCAUUUAGGCCCAUUGUCACCCGAAUGGAAACAUGUUAGUCAGACACCAGCACAGGAAAUAGUCCCGACCAUUGGCUUCAACAUUGAAAAGUUCAAGAGUUCAAGCCUCUCUUUUACAGUCUUUGAUAUGUCCGGCCAGAGCAGAUACAGAAACCUGUGGGAGCAUUACUACAAAGAAAGUCACGCCAUCAUCUUUGUCAUUGACAGCGGUGACAAACUGAGGAUGGUUGUUGCCAAAGAGGAAUUAGAUACUCUUCUCAACCACGAAGAUAUCCGCAACAGAAAGAUGCCUGUGCUGUUCUUUGCUAACAAGAUGGAUCUACGGGACGCCGUGUCUUCUGUCAAGGUCUCCCAGAUGUUGUCUUUAGAGAACAUCAAAGACAAACCCUGGCACAUCUGUGCGAGUGAUGCUAUCAAAGGAGAGGGCCUGCAGGAGGGGCUGGACUGGCUACAAGGUAAAGUCUGCUCAGUAACUUGGAUUAAAACCACAAACCGGGCCACAAGAAAAUAA